Molecule: messenger RNA, 2710 nt
Organism: Metschnikowia bicuspidata var. bicuspidata NRRL YB-4993
Lineage: Eukaryota; Fungi; Ascomycota; Pichiomycetes; Serinales; Metschnikowiaceae
Gene: VTC4
Product: Vtc4p
Exons: 1
Coding region: 209-2365 (718 amino acids)
Biological process (GO): vacuole fusion, non-autophagic; microautophagy; vacuolar transport
Cellular component (GO): fungal-type vacuole membrane; vacuolar transporter chaperone complex
Source: RefSeq, a predicted model, not a curated record
GCGAGAUAGCUACAGUCCUUUAAUCUAUUGAGGCCUAGAGGCAGGAACAAAUUUAUCAGUGCAUUUUCACAACUAACGUUUCGGAACCAUACUUAUUCCCUCAUUGCCGAACUGUUCUUACCUCGACAAGAAAUUUGGGUCCUUCCUUUUUGCACAUUUGCCAUUGAGGCCUCGAUUUGAAUAUUGUGGCACUGCUCAUAUACCCAGUAUGAAAUUUGGUGAGCACUUGAGAAAGGCACUCAUCAAGAACUACAGUUUCUACUACAUAGCGUAUGAUGACUUGAAACACCAGAUCAAGAAGAAAUUAAAAGACUCUGACUAUGAAUGGACCAAUGAAUUUGAAGAAGAUUUCUUGGCGGCUUUGGAGACGGAGUUGGACAAAGUUUAUUCUUUCACGAAAGUGAAGAACACGGAGGUCAACCGUAGAAUCAAGGAUGCCGAAAAAUAUGUCUAUGAGGUCGUCGAUGCAUUGAAAAAUCCAAACUCACCUCAAAAGCCACUGGAACUGGACUUUGACGAAUUAGAAGACGAGUUAUCAGACAUUAUCGCCGACGUUCACGAUUUGGCAAAGUUCACCAGGCUAAACUAUACCGGGUUUCAAAAAAUCUUGAAAAAACACGACAAGACAACUAAGUUUGCCUUGAAACCAAUCUUUCAAGUGAGAUUAAACGCAAAGCCUUUCUACAAGGACAAUUACGACAUGUUGAUUGUCAAGUUGUCGAAGUUGUACGACUUGGUGAGAACCAGAGGAAACCCAGUUAAAGGAGACUCUUCCGCAGGUGGGUCUCAACAAAAUUUUGUAAGACAAACCACAAAAUACUGGGUUCAUCCAGACAAUAUUACUGAGUUGAAAUUGAUUGUUUUGAAGCACUUGCCCGUAUUGGUGUUUAAUGCAGACAAGGAGUUCGAUCAAGAAGACGCAGCGAUUACUUCCAUUUACUUCGACAACAAAGACAUGGACUUGUACUACGGGAGGUUGAGAAAAGAUGAAGGAGCUGAGGCGAUUAGAUUGAGGUGGUAUGGUGGAAUGAAAUCCGACCAGAUUUUUGUUGAGAGAAAAACCCACAGAGAAGACUGGACUGGUGAGAAGUCUGUGAAAGCUAGAUUUGCUUUGAAAGAAAAUAAAGUCAAUCAGUUUUUGCGGGGUGAAUAUACUGCUGUUCAAGCCUUCGAGAAAGCAAGAAAAGAUGGGAAAAAGUCUCUUAAGGAAAUCGCCAACUUGGAGGCAUUGGCUAAAGAGGUACAGUACUCGGUGCUCAAGAACAAGUUCAGACCAGUGAUGAGAUCAUUUUACAAUAGGACAGCAUUCCAACUACCAGGUGAUGCGAGGGUUAGAAUUUCCUUGGUCACUGAGUUGACAAUGGUGAGAGAAGAUGACUUUGAUGGAUACGAUCGAACCAAUGGCAACUGGAGAAGAAUGGACAUUGGCGUUGACUACCGAUUUUCACAAUUGCCUGAGAAAGAUGUGUGCAGAUUUCCGUAUGCUGUUUUGGAAGUCAAAUUGCAAACCCAAAUGGGACAAGAACCUCCUGCGUGGGUGAGAGACUUGGUCACUUCUCAUCUUGUUGAGGCAGUUCCAAAAUACUCCAAAUUCAUUCAUGGUGGUGCCACCUUGUUAACUGAAAGGGUCAAUUUGUUGCCAUUUUGGUACCCUCAAAUGGAUGUUGAUAUUAGGAAACCUAAGAUCGAGCAAGACUAUGGAAUUCUCAGACACCAAAACAAAACAAAAUCGUCUUCCUCUUGCGAUGACUUAGAUGAAGAAGAGAUGAUUGAUGACGAAUACGGAAGGAGAUACAGUGUUCACUUCUCCAAUGAUAUUAAUCCGUUGGAGGAAGAUCUUGAUGAAGGCUCGCCUUUGUUAUUGCCUUCGUCUUUUGGCUCAAGAAAAACCGAUUCUCCUCUUGCCGAUUAUUUCGCAAGAUUAUACGGAAAAUUUCUUCAUUUCUUCAACGACGAUCGUACCUUUACCAUCAAGCCUGGUACAAACUUCGAUUUGAAUACUACCUUUCGCUCCAGAUUACCAAAGGGCAAAGUCAUUUGUGUUCCAGUACGAAUUGAGCCUAAGGUAUACUUUGCCGCUGAAAGGACGUUCUUGAGUUGGUUGUCCAUCGGGAUGAUUCUCGGGGCUACAGCCACGACUCUUAUUAAUUACGGAAACAAAAGCGCAUUGGUUGCCUCUAUCGGCUUUUUUAUUUCUGCUUUAUUCACGAUGGGGUAUGCUACGUAUAAGUACAUUCGCAGGACAUUGGCCAUCAGAGAAAAGAAGGUAACUGAAUAUGCGGACAAAUUUGGACCUAACAUGAUUUGUGCCUUGAUAGUCGCUUCCACAUUUGCUUCAUUUGCAUUUAAAAUUACUGAGUCCUAAAAUAUAUAAAACUAUUAGAAAUAUAUCAAAGUCAUCAGCAAAUUUGCGGGAAGACAUGUAAAGGUACAUGUAUUAAUCUUAUUCAAGUUUGAAUAAGGGAUCAGAAAGUUUGAUCAAUUCUCCUCUAGAUUUUUCAUUCUUUCUCCGAUGAUUUUAUCAACGUCAAGAUCUUCAUCUGUAUUUCUUUUGCGUCUCGCAAUUUUGGCAAGUAUACCACUUUUCUUCACUUUCAUUUUAGCACCGCUUGGAAGAAUCUCAUAGCCAUCCGAUUGUGGAGUUUCAUAGUCGCCCUCCUUCAAUGAUAAGCCACCCGAACUAGGUGGUAGCUCGCUAUCUAAAGUCCUG